Molecule: messenger RNA, 1197 nt
Organism: Aspergillus fumigatus Af293
Lineage: Eukaryota; Fungi; Ascomycota; Eurotiomycetes; Eurotiales; Aspergillaceae
Product: tRNA maturation protein LHP1
Biological process (GO): RNA processing
Cellular component (GO): nucleus
Molecular function (GO): mRNA binding
Source: RefSeq, a predicted model, not a curated record
AUGGCCGACGAGCAGAAGGUUACCCCUGCGGCCACCAACGCCAAUGCUGAGGCCGAGAAGGAUGUUCAGAACGUUUUGGCGGAGCUAAAGGGCGAAGCCGGGGAAGCUCCCAAGCCUUCCGAGCAGCCCACUGAAGACAAGAAGGGGGAAGCUCCGACCGAAGAUGCAGAGGAGGCUCGCAUUGUAGCCGCCGCUGCGAAGCUCGGCGAACAGUCGGCGAAAGCUGAGGAGCAGAAGGAGGGCAAGGCCGAGGAGCGCGAUACACGAGGCCGUGGAAACCGUCGCAACAACGUCAAGUUUGAUCCCUCCACGCUGGAGGUCACAGACAACCACGAUGAGAUCCGCAAGCAGGUUGAAUUCUACUUCUCCGAUUCGAACCUUCCCAUGGACAAGUUCCUUCUUUCCAAGGUGGGCGGAAGCAGCAAUCGCCCCGUCCCCCUCGAACUCCUUCACUCCUUCAAGCGCAUGCGUCGCUUCCAGCCCUUCAGCGCCAUUGUCGAGGCUCUGAAGUCCUCCAAAACUCUCGAACUGACCGAUAACGACACUUGCGUGCGCCGCAAGGUGCCUCUUCCUGAAUCGGUGACCGAGAAACCCGACCCCAGCGUGACCAAGGUUUUCGAAGACCAGGCCAUGAGCCGUAGCAUCUACGCCAAGGGCUUCGGAGAGGAAACUCCUACUACCCAGAUUGACAUCGAGGCCUUCUUCGCCCCUUACGGACCCGUCAACGCAAUUCGUCUCCGCCGCACACACGAUCGAAUCUUCAAGGGCAGCGUUUUCGUUGAGUUCGCGACUGAGGAGAAGCAGAAAGAAUUCCUUGCGCUGGAUCCUAAACCCCAGUGGAAGGGACAAGAUUUGCUCAUCAAGAGCAAGAAAGAUUACUGUGAAGAGAAGGUUCGGGACAUCGAAGCUGGCCGCAUCAAGCCCAGUCGUGGCCGUGGUGGUUUCCGUGGACGUGGCCGUGGCGGCCCCCGCGGUGGUGACAAGCGUGACUGGCGUGAGCGCCGGGCAGAAGAUCAGAAGAACGGCUUUGGCAAGCCUCAGGGCGAGCAGCGUCGUGAGGUUCAGAAGGACGCUCGUGGUGUUCCCGUCGUGCAGAGCACCGCCGACGAUGCUACAGCUGGCCAGAAGCGGACCCGUGAGGACGAGGCCACUACCAACGGCGAGCACCCUGCCAAGAAGGUCGAUACCAAGGAGUAG